Molecule: messenger RNA, 820 nt
Organism: Effrenium voratum
Lineage: Eukaryota; Dinophyceae; Suessiales; Symbiodiniaceae
Source: the annotation of a GenBank genome assembly
AGAUCUGAAGCCUUUACAGCCCCGCGCCGCGCAUCCGGCGCCCCGCCAGCGGCAAGCGGCUGCGAGGUGGCGGCGGGAUGGAUUCAAGAUGGACAAAGGCGCUGUGCAUUGCUGGCGGGGCUGCCGCAGCCGCGGGCGUGCUGUGGUACGUGUUUCGCGAGGACGAGGAAGAGGCUGCAGCCGAGGCCGGUUUGGCCGCCGCCGGCGGCCAAAAGUUUUGCGUCACAGAUCCCUCCGGUGCUUGCAUCGGCAUUCGGAAAGAGCCAGAUGUGAGCUCCGCCCGGACUGGCCUGCAGCUCAUGCCGGGAGAGGUCUUCGAUGUCUCGGAAGUGCUCGAGGCGCCGGAUGGCCAGAUGUACUUGAAGCUGGCAGAUGGUCGUGGCUGGGCGUUCACUCGCAGCUCCAGAGAUGGGCGGCUGCUGUGCCAGCGGGUCAGCGACGAGGAGGCAGAGCACAUGGCUGGCUCCCAGCCGAGCAUGCAACGAAUGAUGGCAGAAGUGAACGCGUUGCUUGAAAGGCAACCAGAACUCAGAGAACAAGUUCUUGCCUCACCAGAACUGCAGGCCAUGCUGGCGAAUCCAGAUGCAAUGCGCUCCGCGGCUCAGCAGAAUCCCUUCGUGGCUUCGGCCAUGCAGUCAAACCCUGGAGUGCAAGAAUGGAUGGCUGAUGGAGCAGUCGCGCGCUUUGUCAUUGCUUGUGACUUUCAAACCAUGUCACGACAUGUGCAUGCCCUUACCCAGGAUCCUGAAACCCUUGCACAAGCAAUGCGAUCAAAAGUGCCAAACUGAGACUUGUUUGGCGUUUGGUGCAAAAUUCUGCG